GACCAAGAAUCGCCUUCAACCCUGUCUGGUGCAUCCUUGGCAGAAAGUGAGGAGGAAAACACCCCCAUUGUUCUUUGGCAUGGACACAAGUUCAGUGGGAGGAUUAGAAUUGACUGAUCAGACUCCUGUUUUAUUAGGGAGUACGGCCAUGGCAACUAGUCUCACGAAUGUAGGAAACUCCUUUAGUGGUCCACCUAAUCCUUUAGUGUCUAGAUCUAAUAAGUUUCAGAACUCAUCAGUGGAAGAUGAUGAUGAUGUUGUUUUUAUCGAACCUGUACAACCUCCCCCACCUUCUGUACCAGUGGUACCUGAUCAAAGAACCAUAACUUUUACAUCAUCAAAAAAUGAAGAACUACAAGGAAAUGAUUCUAAAAUUACUCCUUCCUCAAAAGAGUUGGCAUCUCAGAAGGGAAGUGUAAGUGAGACAAUUGUCAUUGAUGAUGAAGAGGACAUGGAAACAAAUCAAGGGCAAGAGAAGAAUUCCUCCAAUUUUAUUGAACGAAGACCUUCUGAGACUAAAAACAGAACCAAUGAUGUGGAUUUCUCCACUUCCAGUUUUUCAAGAAGUAAGGUAAAUGCAGGAAUGGGUAAUAGUGGUAUCACCACAGAACCAGACUCUGAAAUUCAGAUUGCUAAUGUUACAACUUUAGAAACAGGUGUAAGCUCUGUGAAUGAUGGCCAAUUAGAAAAUACUGACGGGAGAGAUAUGAACUUAAUGAUUACACAUGUAACAUCACUGCAGAAUACCAACUUGGGAGAUGUCUCUAACGGACUGCAGUCAAGUAGUUUUGGUGUUAAUAUACAAACAUACACCCCAUCUUUAACUUCACAGACCAAGACUGGAGUAGGACCUUUUAAUCCUGGUAGAAUGAAUGUCGCAGGGGACGUAUUUCAGAAUGGAGAAUCUGCAACUCAUCAUAAUCCUGAUUCUUGGAUCUCCCAAUCAGCUUCAUUUCCCCGUAAUCAGAAACAACCAGGAGUGGAUUCUUUAUCACCAGUGGCCUCACUUCCUAAACAGAUUUUCCAGCCUUCUGCUCAACAGCAACCUACUAAACCAGUUAAAGUCACUUGUGCAAACUGCAAAAAGCCUUUACAGAAGGGCCAGACAGCUUAUCAACGAAAAGGAUCAGCUCACCUCUUUUGUUCGACCACCUGCCUUUCUUCCUUCUCUCACAAGCCUGCUCCAAAGAAACUCUGUGUUAUGUGUAAAAAAGAUAUAACUACAAUGAAAGGAACCAUUGUUGCUCAAGUGGAUUCAAGUGAGUCCUUCCAGGAAUUCUGUAGUACAUCUUGUUUAUCUCUCUAUGAAGACAAACAGAAUCCUACUAAAGGAGCUCUAAAUAAAUCAAGAUGUACAAUCUGUGGUAAACUAACAGAGAUUCGCCAUGAAGUCAGCUUUAAAAAUAUGACUCAUAAGCUGUGCAGUGACCACUGCUUUAAUAGAUAUAGAAUGGCCAAUGGUUUAAUAAUGAAUUGCUGUGAACAGUGUGGAGAGUACUUGCCCAGUAAAGGUGCUGGAAAUAAUGUUCUGGUGAUUGAUGGCCAACAGAAAAGAUUUUGCUGUCAAAGUUGUGUCAGUGAAUACAAACAGAAAUACGGAAAACUGACAACUUGUACUGGUUGCCGAACACAGUGCAGGUUUUUUGAUAUGACUCAGUGUAUAGGUCCUAAUGGAUAUAUGGAGCCAUAUUGUUCAACUGCUUGUAUGAACAGUCACAAGACAAAAUAUGCAAAAUCACAAAGUUUGGGAAUUAUUUGCCAUUUUUGUAAGCGAAACUCUUUACCUCAAUACCAAGCCACAAUGCCUGAUGGAAAACUGUAUAACUUUUGCAAUUCCAGUUGUGUGGCUAAAUUUCAGGCUCUAAGUAUGCAGUCAUCUCCAAAUGGCCAGUUUGUAGCGCCAAGUGAUAUUCAGUUGAAAUGCAACUACUGCAAAAAUUCUUUUUGUUCAAAACCAGAAAUCCUGGAAUGGGAGAACAAAGUGCAUCAGUUCUGCAGCAAAACUUGUUCAGAUGACUAUAAGAAGUUGCAUUGCAUAGUUACAUAUUGCGAAUACUGUCAAGAGGAGAAGACUCUUCAUGAAACAGUAAAUUUCUCUGGCGUUAAGAGACCUUUCUGUAGUGAAGGCUGCAAAUUAUUAUACAAACAGGAUUUUGCAAGACGUUUAGGACUGAGAUGUGUUACUUGCAACUAUUGUUCUCAGCUGUGUAAGAAGGGAGCAACUAAAGAACUUGAUGGUGUUGUGAGAGAUUUCUGCAGUGAAGACUGCUGUAAAAAAUUUCAGGAUUGGUACUACAAGGCUGCAAGGUGUGACUGUUGUAAAUCUCAAGGAACUCUUAAAGAGCGAGUUCAGUGGCGUGGGGAAAUGAAACAUUUCUGUGAUCAACAUUGCUUACUGCGUUUCUACUGUCAACAAAAUGAGCCCAACAUGACAACUCAGAAAGGACCUGAAAACUUACAUUAUGAUCAGGGUUGUCAGACGUCUCGAACCAAAAUGACAGGUUCAGCACCACCGCCUUCUCCAACACCUAACAAAGAGAUGAAGAACAAAGCAGUUCUUUGCAAACCUUUAACAAUGACAAAAGCUACUUACUGUAAACCUCACAUGCAGACCAAAUCUUGUCAGACAGAUGAUACUUGGAAGACAGAAUAUGUUCCAGUGCCUAUCCCUGUGCCUGUGUAUAUCCCAGUUCCUAUGCACAUGUACAGUCAGAAUAUUCCUGUUCCUACUACAGUUCCUGUUCCUGUGCCAGUUCCUGUUUUUCUGCCUGCUCCAUUGGACAGCAGUGAGAAGAUUCCUGCAGCAAUUGAGGAGCUCAAAAGCAAGGUUUCUUCAGAUCCUCUUGAUACAGAGUUGCUCUCAAUAACAGAUAUGAUGAGUGAAGAUGAGGGGAAAACAGAGACUACCAACAUCAACAGUGUAAUUAUUGAAACAGAUAUAAUUGGUUCAGAUCUUUUGAAGAACUCUGACCCAGAGACACAGUCCAGCAUGCCUGAUGUACCAUACGAACCAGAUUUGGAUAUCGAAAUAGAUUUUCCCAGAGCUGCUGAGGAACUUGAUAUGGAAAAUGAAUUUUUAUUACCACCUGUUUUUGGUGAAGAAUAUGAGGAACAGCCCAGACCUCGAUCUAAAAAAAAGGGAGCCAAGAGAAAGGCUGUAUCAGGAUACCAGUCUCAUGAUGAUAGUUCAGACAAUUCAGAAUGCAGCUUUCCUUUCAAAUAUACAUAUGGCGUAAACGCUUGGAAACACUGGGUCAAAACUAGGCAACUUGAUGAAGAUCUUCUGGUAUUAGAUGAGUUAAAAUCUCCUAAAUCAGUAAAGUUAAAAGAGGAUCUACUCUCUCACACCACAGCUGAGCUUAACUAUGGGUUAGCUCAUUUUGUCAAUGAGAUCCGAAGGCCAAAUGGAGAGAAUUAUGCACCUGACAGCAUCUAUUAUCUUUGCCUUGGAAUACAGGAGUACUUGUGUGGAAGUAAUCGAAAAGACAACAUAUUUAUUGAUCCUGGAUACCAAACUUUUGAGCAAGAAUUGAAUAAAAUUCUACGAAGCUGGCAACCAAGCAUACUUCCAGAUGGGUCAAUAUUCUCUCGAGUUGAAGAAGACUAUCUCUGGAGGAUAAAACAACUAGGAUCACACUCUCCAGUAGCUCUUCUGAAUACACUGUUCUACUUUAACACUAAGUAUUUUGGCCUGAAAACAGUGGAACAACACUUAAGACUUUCCUUUGGCACUGUGUUUAGGCACUGGAAAAAAAAUCCUUUAACGAUGGAAAACAAAGCAUGUCUUCGAUACCAAGUGUCUUCCUUAUGUGGAACAGAUAAUGAAGAUAAAAUUACUACUGGAAAAAGAAAACAUGAAGAUGAUGAACCAGUAUUUGAACAAAUUGAAAACACAGCCAAUCCUUCCAGAUGUCCUGUGAAAAUGUUUGAAUGCUACUUGUCUAAAAGUCCACAGAAUCUUAAUCAGAGAAUGGAUGUUUUUUAUUUGCAACCAGAAUGCUCUAGUUCUGCAGAUAGCCCUGUCUGGUACACAUCUACUUCACUGGACCGAAACACCUUGGAAAAUAUGCUUGUACGGGUUCUUCUAGUAAAAGAUAUUUAUGAUAAAGACAAUUAUGAACUGGAUGAAGACACAGACUAAAAAGGAACGUUUUGGAAGCAAUCGGGAUAAAACAGCAUUAGAUAGUCAUGCUGCUAGAUCUUUAUUAUGGAAAACAUUUCAAGUUUACUCCUUCUGUUUUGAGUUUUGUAGCAGUGUACCCACACUGGGUAUUACCAUGUAAAUAAUCUGUGAGUGAAAGUUGCCAUUAUUCUAUGUAGUGGUUUUAGGAUACUUAACAAAUACAUUCAAAUUCUUUUUUUAUUAUUAUUUAUUUGAUUAGGUAUGUUUGUAACUUUUUACAUUACAGAAUAUGAAUGAGAAUGUGCCAUGUAUAAUUUUUUUCUUGUAGUAAGAAACAUCCAUAUUGCACAACUCUACUGUUGGAAAGCUUCCUUGGAAGGGGGCUCUUUUACUGGGUUCUUAACCAGAUGGUUGUGUAUGGGUAGCACUACUAAAAGUUUAGAACUUGCAGUAUCUUUCGGAGUUUUUAAAAUAAACUGUAAACUAAUAGGCUGGGGUUUUUGUUUUGUUUUGGGGGGAUUUUUUGUUUGUUUUGUUUUACAUUUUAGUUACUGAAGCCUUACAGUAAGGUUAUGUAGAGAGAUACCAUCUUCUGUACCAAAAAUAGACAAGAGAAUGCUGUCAAUAUUGGUGUACUGUAAUGUGAAUCUAUACUGGUGAAAACAAUUUUUUGUUCCCCUUAUUAAAACCUUAGUGUCCUUUUCUCAUUUGUGGCUUUCUGCAUCACCCAAUCAAUAAUAUAUAUAUAUAUAUAUGUAUGUGUAUAUGUAUAUAUAUAUAUAUAAAUGAUUAUAAGUUGAGAACAAGAUUAUCAAGACAUUUUCUUUGUAAAAAUGUCUGAUGAAAGUAUAAAAUUGUUUUAUUUUAUGCCAGCCAUAAAUAUCUGAAAUCCUCUUCAUUUACAGAGGUUUUUUAUUUCUUAUUUUCUCUCAUAUACAGAUCACGCUGCAAUAUUACCUGUGUAGUACUCUAAAACUUAACCAAUUUUAUCAGAAUUCCUGUGCCUGCUGACAUUGGAUAAAAUUAUUUUUAGAAAUUCCACUCUUGAAAUAGUUACAGAAAGUCAAGCUACAUUAAAUAAGAUAGGAUCACAUUUUAUUACGAAGAUUACCAGUGUAGUAAGUCUGAUAUUGCAGAUGAUUGAGGAACAAAGAAACUAAUAGAGAAAGUCAAUCUCAGAGGAAAUCCCAUUAAAUAUGUUAAAUUGUUUGGCUUUUUAAAUUACUUCUUAUAGAAGAUUGCAUCAAAAAAAAACAACAAAAAAAAAAACUUUGUGCUUCUGCAUAGCAAUUUAUCCAUCCAGACCUUUUCUUUUAGAGUAAGGAAACUUAAAAUCUACUUUCUAAAGACUGAACAAAGUACUAGUUGCAAAUUAUGUUGAAAUCAUUUUCUAGCAUGUGUGUAAUCAUGUUUUCUUCUGAUUCCUGAAUGACCAUUGUAGCAUUAGUUUUUAGAAAUUGUUCAGGGGGAAAUUAAGCUAUUUUCCAUAGUCAUUAGGCAAUUGCUUCCUUCAGAUAUUCCUCUCUCCCAUAUGGAUAAAUGUUACAGCACACAGAAGAAAUUUUCUCAAUUCUGAUUUGGAAAAUUUCACAGGUGUGAUUGUUGUAUAUUUAAGCAAUAAUUAUCUGAAUGUUUUUGGCUUAAAAUUACUUUAUAAUGUUCUAACUUGUUUUAUAAGUUUGAAUGACUUUUCUGUCCCUUGAUUUUAUAUUACUGAGUGAUAAUCAGACUGAUAGUAGCAAAUCUGAUAUUACAUGACUAAAAUAGAUUGCUGAUUGUCUAUUUAACGAAGACAAGUGGGUAACGUAUUUAAAAUAUAUAAUACAAAAAUUUCCUCUAACUUACCUUUUUCCAGAACUACUUCUUUAAGCACUUUUCCUAUUAAUGCCUAUUGUUGAUUAAAAGAUGGUUAAUUCUAACCAUCUUUUAGUCUUCAAAGUGGUGCUAUAUUCCAUCAAGAGCAAUAAAGUUUUUCCCAGGUGUCACUUAAUUGUAUAUGCUACCAAAUACCAUAAAUUUCUGCCAUAGUAGUACUAUCAAGCACCUUGUCUUGCUAUUUACAUUUUCUUCAUUUGUACAUUUUUAGCUUUUCUAAGUGGAAAUGUCUUACAUAAUUUUGAUCUGGACAUGAUUGAGGAUUUAGAGCUCUUGUCUUUGUCUUGAUUGCAAUCCAAUGAUAGAUUAACUUGAUUCUCAGGGGGAAAAGAAAAAGAAAAACUUAUUUUAUGAGAAUUGUUUGUUCUGUGAAAGUUACUUCACCUAGAACACAUUUCAUUGAUUCUUGGAUCUUCUUAGUUUAUGUGGUCAUAGUUGGCUGCUGAGAAAAGGACAAUGAAAUGACAGCAAUUUUCUUUUGCUUCUAGGUGAUCUCUGAUUAUAGAUAGCAUCCUGUAAAUAUAACCUUAUUGUCUUGAAAUGUUUAUUGAAGAUGCUAUAUUUUUCUGUUCUGUUUUCUGAAGAUUUUGGCAUUUAAAGUGAUCCAGUGAAAAAUAAUUAUCCACAUUGAAGAAAGUGGAUUUCCCAUGCAAAUUGAAUCUUCAUUAACACAUUUUUAAAGGCUUUACUGUAUUAGGAACAUAGAUAUUAAAGGAUUUUUCUAGGCAAGAAGCCCAACUUUUUUUCCAUAAAAAUAUUUUUUGCUUAAAUAGUAACUCAUGGUUUUCUUUUAUUAAGUGGGGUUGUUGCCAGUGUGUUAAACAUUGAAAUAGGAGGAUGCAUAUUGUAUUAUGCAUUCAAAUUUAUCACUGUUUUUCUGAGAGACUUUCCCUUUGUCCUUUCCAGUUAUGAUUUGGGAAUGGGGUCACUUGUUUAUGCAUAGUAUUAAGGGUUAUAUAGUAUGAAGAAAUCAUAAAAUUGCAAGUUUUGGUUUGCAUUACUCUAAUGUGGGUUCAUUUAAUCUGAGAUCUUAAAUAUCUUGCAGCCUUAAAUCACUACAAACAUUUGCGUUCUUAUUAUGCCAGUUAUUUCCAAAAUGUAUUGUUAUACAUGUCACUUAUGUUUUUAAGCUAAUAUUACUGUAGGAUAAUCUCCUUGUUCCCCUCAAAAUAGUCAUGAAAGUGUACAUGAAAAUAUUUUUAAAGAAUAAAUUUCUUUAAAUUACA
This is a messenger RNA of Cebus imitator (Panamanian white-faced capuchin), 7224 nucleotides long. RefSeq names its product zinc finger MYM-type containing 2 (gene ZMYM2). The transcript is spliced from 23 exons. The coding region runs from base 80 to 4141 and encodes 1353 amino acids. Gene Ontology annotation, molecular function: zinc ion binding. The record is from RefSeq and is a predicted model, not a curated record. Lineage: Eukaryota; Metazoa; Chordata; Mammalia; Primates; Cebidae.